This is a messenger RNA of Brassica napus (rape), 2333 nucleotides long. Its product is annotated as phosphoacetylglucosamine mutase. Gene Ontology annotation, biological process: UDP-N-acetylglucosamine biosynthetic process; carbohydrate metabolic process. Bases 390 to 2105 code for a protein of 571 amino acids. Gene Ontology annotation, molecular function: phosphoacetylglucosamine mutase activity. The record is from RefSeq and is a predicted model, not a curated record. The transcript has a single exon. Lineage: Eukaryota; Viridiplantae; Streptophyta; Magnoliopsida; Brassicales; Brassicaceae.
UUAUUGAUGUGGUGGAACCUCAAGUUGUCUACCAAGAGAACAAGAAUGACACAUUCAUUUCCAGAGGACAUGAUCUCAUGGGGUGAAACUUAAAUUUGAUAGAAGUGCAAACAGCGACUAACCUUUCAUGCUGUGGAUAUCUCUACAAAAACUUCAUCAAAGCACCGCCAUCGUAGUGACCAUCAGAUGGGGCCUUAUUGGAUAAAACUGUUGCUCAAGACUUGACAAAUCAUUUGUCAAGAUUUAGAAAGGCAGAAGACGAAUUUGGGUUUGAUCACAACAAUCCCCUGAAGUGAAGAGACCAAAACACACAUUUCACUCUAUUGAUUUGUUUUGUUGCUUGUCACCAUUUUGUAAAGCUCUUAACAUAUAGUAUAAGUCAAAUAAAAAUGCUUCCUUUAUGUUCUCUUCCAAAGAAAGCAUCUUCAUUUCUCCACACACACUCUCUCUCUCUCUCACUAAGCGCAAUGGAGGAGACCCAGAUCGCUUCCAUCCUCAAAUCCUCCGAGCUCUACCCAAUCCCUCAAAGCGUCAAGCUUUCAUACGGAACAGCCGGCUUCCGAGCCGACGCGUCCCUCCUCGAAUCCACCGUCUACAGAGUCGGCAUCCUCUCAUCCCUCCGCUCCCUCAACCUCAAAUCAUCAACCGUCGGGCUCAUGAUCACAGCCUCCCACAACAAAGUCUCCGACAACGGCGUCAAAGUCUCCGACCCCUCCGGCGGGAUGCUCUCUCAGGAAUGGGAGCCUUUCGCGGAUCAGAUCGCCAACGCGUCUUCCCCUCAAGAGCUCGUCUCGUUGAUUAAAGACUUCGUGAAGAAGGAAGAGAUCGCAAUCGAGAAAGGUGGAGGAGAGGUAUGGUUGGGGAGAGAUACUAGACCUAGCGGCGAACGGCUUCUCCGAGCUGCGGAGAUUGGAGUUCGCUCUGUUUUGGGAUCUGUUGCGGUUGACGUUGGGGUUUUGACUACUCCUCAGUUGCAUUGGAUGGUUAGAGCUAAGAACAAAGGUCUCAAGGCUACUGAAAGUGAUUACUUUGAGAAUCUUGUUACUUCGUUUAAAUGUUUGAUUGAUCUGAUCCCAGUUAAGGUAGAGAUUAGUACAUUGCUUUUAGAUGGUGCUAAUGGUGUGGGUGGGAUGAAGAUGGAGGUGUUGAGAGGGUUUUUGAGUAAUCUAGAUGUUGAGAUUCGUAACACAGGAAGAGAUGGAGGUGUGCUUAAUGAAGGAGUAGGUGCUGACUUUGUGCAGAAGGAAAAGGUUGUGCCUUUAGGGUUUGGGGUAAAGGAUGUUGGGAUGAGGUGUGCUAGCUUUGACGGUGAUGCGGAUCGGUUGGUUUACUUUUACAUUCCGUCAGAGUCUUGUGGUGACAAGGUUGAGCUGCUUGAUGGUGACAAGAUUCUAUCUUUGUUUGCUUUGUUUAUCAAAGAGCAGCUGAACAUUAUUGGUGAUGAAGGGAAGCAGUGUCGUCUUGGUGUUGUGCAGACGGCUUACGCCAAUGGUGCGUCAACGGAUUACGUAAAGGGGAUGGGGUUAGAGGUUGUUUUUGCGAAAACCGGGGUGAAGCAUUUGCAUGAGAAAGCAGAAGAGUUUGAUGUUGGAAUCUACUUUGAGGCUAAUGGUCAUGGGACUAUUCUCUUCUCAGAAUCUUUCCUGUCUUGGUUAGUUGGUAAGCAAAAGGAUUAUAGUGAAGGCUCUGAUAAGCACAAUGCGGUUUCUAGGCUAGUUGCAGUGAGUAAUCUGAUUAACCAAGCGGUUGGUGAUGCUCUGAGUGGGUUGCUCUUGGUUGAAGUGAUUCUGCAGCACAUGGGAUGGUCAGUACAGAAGUGGAAUGAGCUAUACAAGGACCUUCCUAGCAGACAGGUUAAGGUGGAAGUUCCAGAUAGAACAGCGGUUGUGACCACAAGUGAAGAGACCAAGGCUCUGAAACCCUUGGGGAUUCAGGAUGCCAUUAAUGCUGAGAUCAAGAAGUAUCAGCAUGGAAGAGCUUUCAUAAGGCCAUCAGGUACAGAAGAUGUGGUGAGAGUAUAUGCAGAAGCAUCUACACAAGAAGAUGCUGAUUCUUUGGCUAAUUCUGUGGCUCAGCUCGUCAAAAGCUUCCUGGGUUCAAGCUAAAGAUCCAUCUAAAGCUCUGCAUGAGUAUGCUAAACAGAGAUUUUUCUUGUUCAUCUCUUACCUUUCACAUCUUUUGUAUAACUUGAAUGACAUGUUUCUCUUGUCUUUUGUGUUCUGUUUCUUGAGAGCUACUUUGUUUGUAUUCUAGUUCUUCUUCUCUCUCUCCCCCCCAAUGUAAACUGAAACAUACUGGCUUGCCUGAUUAGAACCUGCAGCGUCAUUUGCUCA